ACGGCGGGGGGGCGCGCGGAGAGGCGCCCAGGACAGCCUUCGGAGCCCCGCUGAGGAGCACUUUGCGCAGGCCCAACUGCUUGGAGGAAGGCACGGUGCAGGGCUUGGGAGGAGCGCGGCAGCCGUUGGCAUGAGCGAAAGGGACGGGAUGGUAAUUCAUACGGCCCCGCUCAAGCAGACGUGGAAAUCCACGCCAAGGAAGGGCACCAAGCGUGUGCAGAAGGCCACCAAGAAUGCCAGGCGCCUCAUCAGCGACCCUUUCCAGAGGGAGAGAUUUUCAACGUGGCGAGGGAGGCGGCCUUCUGGUUGGUCUACGUGCAAGGUGAUCGCGAACGGAGGAAAAGCCACUGGCAGACCUCACCCCCAGCCAGAGAGCCAAUCAGGGUCAAUGGGCAAACGAGCAAUGUUGCCAGGCAGAAUUGUAGGACGAAAACAGGUGCCAAGGGAAGACGGCUGUUACCACAAGACAUUGUGCGUAUGA
This is a messenger RNA of Ostreobium quekettii, 481 nucleotides long. The record is from the annotation of a GenBank genome assembly. Lineage: Eukaryota; Viridiplantae; Chlorophyta; Ulvophyceae; Bryopsidales; Ostreobiaceae.